GGCAACCGAGCAGCACAGUUCAGCACUACCACCUCCACCUCCGGCAGCAGCAACAGCACCACUACCCUACUCACACAAGAGGGAAUACAGAGAGAGGAGCCGGGGAGUGUGCUCAGGGGGAGUUAGGGAAAGAGAGAGGGGAGGACUAGUUAAUCAACAAACCAGGUGGUGAAGAGAGGCAAGCUGUGGAGGCUGUGAAGUAGUAGCAGAAGAGAGAGAGGGAUAGAGAGAUAGAUAACACACGCCAUUCAUUCAGCUUGUAAACACAGAAACAUAGAGAGAGAGUGAGGAUAAGAGUGGAGUAGUUAUUGCUGUUGUUGGUGUUUUUUUAUUUUAUUUAAGGCAAGUUAUAUCUCUAAUAAGCUCUGCUGUUACAGCUUUUACCUGCUGCACUUUUAGAGCCCCCUGGAAUGAGAGAACUUAGUCUAGGGGGGUCUUGGGACAGGUCUUAGGGCUCUUUCUGAGAAAGCGCGAGAGGGGGGCGGGGCAAACGACCAACGUGUGACCUCCGUUCACCGGUCUCCGAGAGGUUUUUGAGACGUUUCUGAGACGCGUUGAGAGGUUUUUCUGAGGGUCCCCGUAAAACAUGCUGUGUCUCGCCGCCGCGUCUCUCCUCUGCGUGUCCGCGUGCCUGCUCGCGCUCCCUCCCCGCACGAGCGGGCUGCUGCGCGUGGACGUGGACGUGCUCGUGCUGCUGCCGCGCAACAACACGUACAUUUUCUCGGCGUCGCGCAUCGCUCCGGCGCUCGAGUACGCGCGGCGGCGGCUCUCCGCGGGGCCGUACGCCGGCGUCAACUUCACGCUCCGCUACGAGAACUCCAACUGCGGCAUGGAGGCUCUGUUCGCGCUCGUGGACUCGGCGCGUGGCGAGCGGCCCGACCUGGUGAUGGGUCCCGUGUGCGAGUACGCCGCCGCGCCGGUGGUGCGCGUGGCCUCGCACUGGGACAUCCCGGUGGUGUCGGCAGGUGCGCUGGCGUCCGGCUUCAGCCACAAGCAGCCCGAGUACGCGCUGCUCACGCGCAUCGCGCCCAGCUACCUGAAGAUGGGCGAGACGUUCGCCGCGAUGUUUCGGCACUUCGGCUGGCAGGACGCGCACCUGAUCUACCACGACGACAAGGAGGAGCGGAACUGCUACUUCACCACCGAGGGGGUCCACCUGCUGCUGGACGGAGACUACGAGACCACUGCCUUCGCCCUGGACCCCAAAGAGCCGCUGGCGCACCUCGACGAGCUCUUCAAGAUCAUGCUCAACCACCAAGUGGUGAUCAUGUGCCUUCAUGCAGAUGCAGUACGAGAAGUCAUGCUAAUGGCCCAUCGGCGAGGAUUAACCAACAGCAACAGGCUCUUCUUCAACAUCGAGCUAUUCAACUCCUCCUCCUAUGGUGAUGGAUCUUGGAGAAAAGGAGACAAGCAUGACUACGAGGCCAAAGCAGCGUAUGCCUUCCUGAACACCGUCACUCUGAUGAGGUCCACCAAGCCCGAGUUUGAGGAGUUCUCUGUAGAGAUGAGGAAGUCUCAGAGGAAGAAGGGAGUCGAUGUGUGUGAAGGCUGCAAUGAUGUCAACGUGUUUAUGGAGGGGUUCCAUGAUGCUUUACUGCUGUAUGCGAUUGCUUUAGAGGAGGCAAUGAAAAGCGGUUACACUAAGAAGAACGGAACAGAGAUCUCACACAGAAUGUGGAACAGAACAUUUGAAGGCAUUGCUGGCCAGGUGUCUAUGGACGCCAACGGUGACAGAAACGGAGAUUUCUCUGUGAUGAGCAUGACAAACCAUGAAACUGGAACCUAUGAGACUGUUAUGAACUACUACGGCACGAAUGAAAGUAUCCAGAUCCUGCCAGGAUUCAACACUGAACGCUUCUUUCUACGAGAUGCACCUCGGCCUUCUACUCCAGAACCCCCCAAAGAAUCAUCAGGUGGACUAGGUUUAUCAGCAGCGACUGGAAUAAUAGUUGGAGGACUUCUUGGAACGGCACUACUUUUGGCAUUCUACUUUUUUAGGAAAAAUUACAGAAUAACCAUUGAAAGGAGGACACGACGGGAACCGUGCGAUGGAAAGCACCGUCAGUUACGAGAAGACUCCAUCAGAUCCAACUUCUCAGCAGCGUAGGCUUUACCAGACCGCCAGACUCGCACAAGUGGCAGUCCAGGUCUAGGAAGGUGUCUGUCAGAUGGGUCCAAAGACUCAAAAAAAACGCCAUCCUAGAGUCCUGAAAUAUUUAAAGACAUACUGUAGUGUUUUUAUCUUGUAAAUGUCUCUUGUUCUUGACUUUCGUAAACUCAGGAAAGUUGUAUUAAUUAAGGAGAGCUGCUUCUAAGGCUUCUUGAAGAGGAGGAGAGGAGAGGAGAGGAGAGGUCUGUCUCGGUUCAACUGCAGGCCUUGCGCUUUUUCAACAAGCUAGCCUUGAGAAGGAAUUUUUAAAGGCCCUUUAUUUGUACAGGCUAGUCAACUGAAUCAUGCUCAGUUUGGAUCAGCACAGACUGGCAACAAUGAAUUAGGGGUGUAUCAGUGAUGCUGAUGAAUGGAGAGGAAGCGGUUUGUUGAAGAUGGAAUGUUUUCCUACUCUUGCCUUGUUAAAGUAAAGCUGAGGGGUGAGAAUUAAAGAACGCUUUAUCUUGGGGGUUCAGUCUGUAGUUUUGGAGCAGAAGAACUGAUCAGCACUGAUCAUCAGCAUUGUGAACUGUAAGAGCGGGACGAUAUUAAGCUUUUAUGUAAUAUUACAAACUUAAAACGCAUACAUUACUGUUAUAGGGGAUGAGAUUACUGAGAUCAGUGAUGCAGCUCAGAGAAGCAGUCUUCACUUACUCAGAAUCUAAACUAUAGAGGCCAGUCUGUCCACUGAUAUGGGUGAGUGAGGAGGUGAGAAAAUAUGGAUAUGAUUAAUAACAGAAUUUCUCUUCAGAAAUGUUUUUUUGAAAAAAAGCUAUGUUUAUAAGUAGAAUUUAUAUUGCACAUGUACAUUUUUGAAAAAAAAAAUCAUCUGUAUCUAAAUUUACUAUGUCAGGAAAUGUUUAUUAAUACACUCGAUUUAAUUCUAUAUGAAAUAUAAAUAUAUAUAUAUAUAUUUUCCAUGUGUCAAUUAUAGAUGUUAAAAUGUGAGAUCCUACAUUUAAACUGUCUUCUAGGUUUGUGCAAACACAUUCUAGGAUUUUAUUCAAGGUUAGUGUGAUGGAAAUGUGUACUGAUGUAAGUAAAUGUAUCUACGUAAGAUGUGAUGUUAUUUAUUGAGGUUUUUGUAGAGCUUUCAGUUUCCUUAGUUGUUGAUUUUAAUAUUGUUUCUAUUCCUCGUGUGGAACAUACAGAAUCCUUUUUUUAAAGAGAACAGUUUCUGCCUUUCCAGAGCGUAUUUUGCUUGAUGAUUGUGUACAUGGCUUUGUAAACAAACACAGGCAGAACUGUAACUUAUUUAUAUUACCAGUACAUAUUGACCAAUAAACAAAAUUAAAUUACCCA
Messenger RNA from Astyanax mexicanus (Mexican tetra), 3451 nucleotides. RefSeq names its product natriuretic peptide receptor 3 (gene npr3). Gene Ontology annotation, cellular component: membrane. Bases 587 to 2107 code for a protein of 506 amino acids. Lineage: Eukaryota; Metazoa; Chordata; Actinopteri; Characiformes; Acestrorhamphidae. The transcript has 8 exons. The record is from RefSeq and is a predicted model, not a curated record. Gene Ontology annotation, biological process: vasodilation; regulation of blood pressure. Gene Ontology annotation, molecular function: peptide hormone binding; natriuretic peptide receptor activity.